UUUCGAGCAGCUAUUAACAACAACCCCCCCCAAUUCUCAAUGGCAAGUCAAAUAGUCAGUAGCAACCCAUACCCCUGGCCUCACGAUAACUCCCUCUCCCCUCAAACCACCGCUCUGAUCAUAAUCGACAUGCAACGCGACUUCCUUUCCACGGGAGGAUACCUACAUUCCCAAGGCUACUCCGUCGCACGGUUCCAAGCUAUAGUCCCUCGCAUCCAAUCCCUCCUCUCCGCUUUCCGUGCUGUCGGAAUUCCCGUAUACCACACCCGUGAAGGCCACGCACCACAUAUGAGCACAGUCUCAUCGCGCGAGAGGCAUAGAUCAGGGGUAGAUGGUGCACAGAUAGGAUCACAAGGUCCGCUAGGACGACUUCUGAUUCGAGGCGAGAAGGGACACGAUGUUAUUCCGGAAUUGUAUCCGUUGCUGGAAGAACCUGUAAUUGAUAAGCCUUGUAGAGGAGCGUUCACGCACACCGAUUUGGAUAUUAUGCUGAGAUGUAGGGGGAUUAGAAAUUUGGUGAUUUGUGGGGUAACAGCUGAUGCUUGUGUGAAUAGCACUGUGAGAGAAGCGAGCGAUCGAGGGUUUGAUGUGCUGGUUGUUGAAGAUGGCGUGGAAAGUGUGAAUGAGGAAUUGAAGAGGUGGAGUUUGGAAGCAAUCAGGGUGGAAGGAGGGCUGUUUGGAGUGACGGAGAAAACAGCGGAAGUUAUUAGAGCAGUAGAGACUUGGAGUACAGAAGGGUGA
Lindgomyces ingoldianus is the source of this 741-nucleotide messenger RNA. Its product is annotated as Isochorismatase hydrolase. Bases 40 to 741 code for a protein of 233 amino acids. The transcript has a single exon. The record is from RefSeq and is a predicted model, not a curated record. NCBI's taxonomy places the organism in Eukaryota, Fungi, Ascomycota, Dothideomycetes, Pleosporales, Lindgomycetaceae.